AUGGCGGUUCCUUCUACCGCAUUGAUCAAUUUGAACGAGCCAGCUGACGGCGGUGAAGGGAAAAUCGAAGAUUGUGUAGAUACAGAGGAAAUAAAACCGACUGAGCUAUUGCGUUCUUCGAAUUCGCAGCUUCUUCGGGGUCCUGAAGUAGUCGAGGAAGAGGAAGACGGAGGUAAGACUCCGCGACGUUACGUUCCAUUGUGCGAUGUGUAUUCCGCUACUUCUCCUUGUGUGAGCUCCAUUAGUGGGGGUUCGAAGAAAGUGAAACCUCCUCACCUGGUUCAUCACCGGAAAUCGCUGAAUCAUCUCAAUGGGUUUGAUUCUUCUGACAAUGAUGAUACAUUUUUGUCAUCUGCCGAUGGGACAAUGGACGGAGUAAUAAUGGAGAGUAAUGGUAGCGUUGAGGAUAGGAGUAAUGCCGGUGAUUGCAAACGGAAACACAUUAUCACUAAGGUUUACUCUCGGCGAGACAAGGGCAAAUUUACUGGAAAGGUUAAAGAAGUGAAGGUUGAGGAUGUAGAGAAAGUGCAGGAAAAUUUGCGAUUAAAGGCUGUUAAUUUGAGUGCUGGGAAGGGAAAAGAACUGGAAGAAGUAGGGGUUGAGGAGGAGGUUGAUGAAUUGGUUCCCAAAAAAAUUAAGAGGCGAAAAGUUGGGGGGUACGAACUAGCAAAUCUAGGGGUCGAUUCUGCUGCAAUUAGGAAUUUAGGCAGCUUACAGUUCAGAGAACCUAGAAAAAGCACUGUUUUUAGUGGUAAAAGUCCUUACAAGAAUGUUAGUUCAGCGGAAACAAACGGGGUUGUAAAUAGUGUAAAAAAGAAAAUGCGGAAGAAUAAGAGUGAUUUGGAGAAUGAAGUUAAGAAUUCGGGCGCUUUCAGAAUGAAGAGAUGGAUGCGGUUGAGUUUUGAUGGGGCAGAUCCUGAUAAAUUUGUUGGACUACGAUGCAAGAUCUUUUGGCCUUUGGAUGCGGAUUGGUAUACUGGUCAGGUUCUUGCAUAUGAUUUCAAGACAGGCCGACACCAUGUCAAGUAUGAGGAUGGUGAUGACGAGGAAUUAAUUCUUUCAAAUGAGAAAACUAAAUUUCACAUUUCUCUGGAGGAGAUGCAGUUGUCAAAGUUGAGGUCCAGCGAUAAUUGCUCAGAUGGGGAUGGAAUUGAUGUCAAUGAGUUGAUGGUGUUGGCUGCUAGUUUGGAUGAUUGCGGAGAGCUUGAGCCUGGAGAAGUAAUCUGGGCGAAGCUUACUGGUUACGCAAUGUGGCCUGCGGUGAUUACGGAUGAAUCUCUUGUUGGCGAGCAUAAAGGAUUGAGUAAAACUUCAGGAGAAAAAUCAGCUCUUGUUCAAUUUUUCGGCACUCAUGAUUUUGCAAGGGUUAAAAAAAAGCAAAUGAUGUCAUUUCUUAGAGGACUUCUUUCUUCUUUCCACCUGAAGUCUAAAAAGGCAAACUUUCACCGGAGUCUGGAGGAAGCAAAAUGGUAUUUGAGAAAGCUAGAGCUACCACCGAGGAUGGCAAAGAUGAGAAAUGAAUUUCGGGCUGACAGUUGUAAUGGUGAAAUUGGAGAAGAUGAAAGUACUGAUUCAGAGAAAGAGACCAUCGGCAACAAAGAGAUUCAGAGAAGAAUUGAUGCAGUGAAAAGUUUUCCUUUUGAAGUUGGGGAUUUGCAAAUAGUAAACCUUGGGAAGGUUGUAAAAGACUCUGACAAUUUUCAAGAUGAGAAAUUUAUCUGGCCUGAAGGGUAUACUGCCUUAAGGAGGUUCUUCUCCAUUGCAGAUCCAAAUCUCCUCGUAACAUAUAAGAUGGAAGUGUGCAGAGAUGACGGUUUAAGAUCCCGUCCUGUUUUUAAAGUUACAUCAGAGAAUGGAGAGCAGUUUAGUGGAUCGACUCCUUCUGCCUGCUGGAACAAAAUUUAUAGAAGACUGAGGAAGACAGAAUCUGAGGGUCUGAAGGCAUCUGUACCAGAAAAGAAUUUUGACUCUGGUGCUGACAUGUUUGGUUUUUCGCAUCCUGAAAUUUCAAAACUGAUAAAGGAGUUAGCUACUUCCACAUCCAGACCUUCCUCUAAAGCCCACAAGAUAUCACGUGCAAGGUAUCAUGAUUUUCCCGUUGGUUACAGGCCUGUGGAUGUGAAAUGGAAAGAUCUUGACAAGUGUAAUGUCUGCCAUAUGGAUGAGGAAUAUGAAAAUAAUCUAUUCUUGCAGUGUGAUAAAUGCCGAAUAAUGGUCCAUGCUAGAUGUUAUGGUGAAUCAGAAACCAUGGACGGGGUUGUUUGGUUGUGUAACUUGUGUCGUCCAGGGGCGCCUGAACACCCCCCUCCUUGCUGCCUAUGUCCUAUUAUAGGGGGUGCCAUGAAGCCAACUACAGAUGGUCGUUGGGCUCAUCUUGCUUGUGCCAUCUGGAUACCAGAAACUUGCUUAUUUGAUGUCACGAAGAUGGAACCUAUUGAUGGUCUGAGUAGAAUCAAUAAGGACCGGUGGAAACUGUUAUGUAGCAUCUGUGGUGUUUCUUAUGGGGCUUGCAUACAGUGUUCCAAUCAUACUUGUCGAGUGGCGUACCAUCCCCUCUGUGCACGUGCUGCAGGAUUCUGUGUGGAGCUUGAAGAUGAAGAUGGAUUGCAUUUGAUUUCUCCGGAUGAAGAUGACGAUGACCAAUGCAUACGUCUCUUAUCCUUCUGCAAGAGGCAUAGGCCUGUAUCUAAUGACUCCUCCAUAGCCGAAGAUCGAAGUGGGCAAGGGACCUUUGAAUAUUCAGAUUACUCUCCUCCGAUCAAUCCCUCUGGCUGUGCUCGUGCAGAACCUUACAAUUUUGAAAGAAGAGGAAGAAAAGAACCGGAAGCCCUUGCUGCAGCUUCCUUGAAGCGUUUGUAUGUGGAGAAUCGGCCACAUUUGGUUGGUGGCUUUAGCCAACAUGACUGCUUUGGGGCUCGCUUCAGUGCACUUGCUGGUUCUAGAUUUUCAGCUGACCAGCUGAAUCUCAAAACAUCUCAUCUUGAUGCCUCUAGGGGCAUUUUAUCAGUGGCUGAAAAGUACAGAUUCAUGAGGGAAACCGUCAGAAAGAGGCUUGCUUUUGGAAAGUCAGGAAUACAUGGAUUUGGCAUCUUUGCAAAACAACCACAUAGAGCUGGAGACAUGGUGAUCGAAUACACUGGUGAACUUGUUAGGCCUUCAAUAGCCGAUCGAAGAGAACAUUUGAUUUAUAAUUCGUUGGUGGGUGCUGGUACCUAUAUGUUUAGAAUUGAUGAUGAACGUGUUAUUGAUGCCACGAGGGCUGGAAGCAUUGCUCACCUGAUUAAUCAUUCGUGUGAACCAAAUUGCUAUUCAAGAACAAUAAGUGUGAAUGGAGAUGAACACAUAAUAAUCUUUGCCAAAAGAGAUCUUAAACAAUGGGAGGAGCUGACCUACGACUACAGGUUUUAUGCUAUUGAUGAACAGCUUGCUUGCUACUGUGGUUUCCCAAGAUGCCGGGGAGUAGUUAACGAUCCUGAAGCUAAGGAACGAACUGGGAAACUAUAUGUACCUCCCUGUGAAUUAAUUGAUUGGAAGGGGGAAUAA
Molecule: messenger RNA, 3543 nt
Organism: Oldenlandia corymbosa var. corymbosa
Lineage: Eukaryota; Viridiplantae; Streptophyta; Magnoliopsida; Gentianales; Rubiaceae
Source: the annotation of a GenBank genome assembly